GAUGCUGCACCCAUCUGGCUUGAACCGGUUAUGGGGUGAAAUUGAUGCCAAAAGUGAUUUAGUUUUUUGAACUUCUUAGUCACUCAGGUUUACGGACAAUGCCUUUUUCCUCAAUGUGACGCCGUAACCGGUAUGUUAAGGCCUGGGACGGUGAAUCCAGAGGAGAAGGAACAAACGGAGGAGUUGGAUUUCAGUUUGAGAAAGAAUAUUUACCAGGAAGUCACCGAAGAGAGAAAAAACAAUCUGUUUCAUACCAGGAUCACCAACCGAUCGGUGCAGGACUCCAGCGUGUGAAUUAUGGCUGUUGAUCCGGAAGUGGCACCUGGGCUGGAGCCCGCCCCCCAGAACAAGAUGGAGGACCUAAAAAGGGAGACUGACGGGGUGAUCAUAAUCUUGGAAGAAAACAUCAACAGCCUGAUAAAACGAGGGGACAGCCUGGAACGCCUGGAGACAUUUUCCAAGGCGCUGGAGGAGGAGGCCAAGGGCUUCAGGGCGACGGCACAGAAGGUGGAGCGCUCCUACUGCCUGAAGAACAUCAAGCUGGUCGUGGUCAUCGUGGUGGUCGUCCUCGUCAUCAUCCUCAUCAUCGUCCUGCUGGCCACAGGGGUCAUCCCUGUGGGGUCCCCCUCCACGCCCCUCUCAAUCCCCACCACCCCCAAACCAUAAACAAACACACCCUCACAUAGACCCACGACACACCCUCACGUAGACACACUCGCAUACACAGACCCGUUUGUGUUAACUGACAUGUACAAUAUUGCAGGUACACCGUACACGAUCAUUCAAACAAACAUUCAGGGCAUUCAGCAGACGCUUUCAAUCAAAGCGACAUACAAUAAGUUUGCCAGAGGAAAGAGAAACAACAAUAUAUCGCUGUCGGCACAGUAAAUAUGUACAUAGAACCAAGUGCCAAGCACUAACAAUCGCUAUAGGUUAACCCAUUCCCCGUAUACAACGAAGAUAGCUAGGAUAAGAUGCUACACAAUGCUACGUACUGUUUUUACCUGUGAGGACGUACAACAUGCAAUUAGUGCGU
Molecule: messenger RNA, 1036 nt
Organism: Gadus chalcogrammus (walleye pollock)
Lineage: Eukaryota; Metazoa; Chordata; Actinopteri; Gadiformes; Gadidae
Product: vesicle-associated membrane protein 8-like
Exons: 3
Coding region: 298-666 (122 amino acids)
Biological process (GO): vesicle fusion; SNARE complex assembly; vesicle-mediated transport
Cellular component (GO): SNARE complex; plasma membrane
Molecular function (GO): syntaxin binding; SNAP receptor activity
Source: RefSeq, a predicted model, not a curated record